UGCUCAGACAGUCAGAGAGGUGGAGGUAGAUAAAGUAACAAUGUUGGAAAGAAAGCAAGUGGAAGCAAUCAAGAAGCUCUGGGAAGACCCAGGAAUCCAAGAGUGCUAUGACAGACGGAGAGAAUACCAGCUCUCUGAUUCUGCUAAAUAUUACCUCACCGACAUUGAUCGUAUUGCUAUGCCAUCAUUUGUGCCAACUCAGCAAGAUGUUCUUCGUGUCAGAGUGCCAACCACUGGAAUUAUUGAGUACCCUUUUGAUUUAGAAAACAUCAUUUUUAGGAUGGUAGAUGUCGGUGGCCAGAGGUCUGAAAGGAGAAAGUGGAUUCACUGCUUUGAAAGUGUUACUUCCAUCAUUUUCUUAGUUGCAUUAAGUGAAUAUGACCAGGUCUUGGCUGAAUGCGAUAAUGAGAAUCGAAUGGAAGAAAGCAAGGCCUUAUUUAAAACUAUCAUCACAUAUCCCUGGUUUCUGAACUCUUCAGUCAUUUUGUUCUUAAACAAAAAAGAUCUUUUAGAAGAGAAAAUCAUGUACUCCCAUCUAAUCAGCUAUUUCCCAGAAUACACAGGACCUAAGCAAGAUGUCAAAGCUGCCAGAGACUUCAUUUUGAAGCUAUAUCAGGAUCAGAAUCCAGACAAAGAGAAAGUAAUCUACUCCCAUUUUACUUGUGCCACAGACACAGAGAAUAUACGCUUUGUCUUUGCAGCUGUCAAGGAUACCAUCCUACAGUUAAACCUGAGGGAGUUCAACCUAGUGUAAAGAAAAAAACACUGCUUAGGAUCAAGAGAGUAAUUUAUCCAGAUAGUGUAGCUCAUUAAAAAACAAAUUGUUUGCAGACUUUAACAAUCGCUACAAAAGACCAAGUAAUGCAGGUGCAUAGAUGGCUGUUGUCCUCUGAAAUAGCGUACUUACAGAAAUGGAGGCUUUUCUGUACAUUUGUUGACGUUGAAAUGUUUACGGAAACUAAUGGAUUAGUAGAACUUUAAGGAAAAAGGUCCAAAUUUGAUGGAUUUUUUUAAAACUAUAUAUUUUAAAAAUUGUUUUAAUUUCUCCUCUUGAUUUUGGUUUUGAGAUUUUUUUGGUGAAAACUAUGGUUUUAAGGGUAUUUAAGAAAAGAUAUUUGUAGAAUUAUAUGUGUCUAUUUCCCAUCUACCUGGCAUUUUUUUAGACUUUUUAAAAUGCAUUUGAUAACCAUUUACAAACAUGGUAUAGAUUUUAAUCAGAGAUGCCUUUAUAAAUUAUGAUAAAAUAAUAGUUUUAGGAUGCUAGAUACUUUAAGAUUCUUCUUAAGUUAGACUGAGCUAUUAAUAUUUUUAAUGAGUAUAAAGCUAUGUGGUAAUGUAAUACUUCAGCAUUUUUAUUAGAGGUAUUUUUGCUAGGCUGACAUGCCAAGCAUGUUAAGACUGUCUUUGAAACGUUACAGAAGAUUAAUUAUUGGUGUCCACGAGGCAAUAUUGCACAUGAGUCAAAAGUUUAAUUAUGAAGCACGUUGAUGACCUCUGCAAACAUGACAGGGUAACCUCUGAACCCAGUGGAUAUCCCAUGUAAUUUACUUAUCAGAUCAUCGUGGCUCACAAAGGGAAUUAUGGCUGCUUUUUCUUGAAUUGGAGAACUUUUAGGUUCUACUAUUAUCUAUCCCAGGACCCUCUAUCACAGGAAAAAUAGGGUGCUACUGAGGAACAGAGAGUGGUGUACUUCUUACCAGUACCUAAAGUGUUGCUCAAUCUAGUACUCAGGUUUAACAGUUAGGUGCAGGGAUGUUCCUUACCCACACAUGACUACUUUUCAGAAGAACUUCAUAUAAGGAGAUCAUUCCCAUCAUAUUAUGCAGCCAUGAGAGAAUCACUUAAAGAUUGCAUCAAAUAUAGCUGUACCAAUGCCUCACACUGUUUUAGGAAUGUAGGGACUUCUUGGAUAAUUGAUUUAAUCCUCUACAGUAUAACCCCUUCCACACACCACAGCCACAAAGCACCCUAUAACAAAACCCUAUGAUCUUUAGUACCAAGUAACCCUAUAUAAUGAUUCAAAGGAAAAAAAGAGGACCCUCCACUAAUGGAAGGGAAUUAGUUAAGUAAAGUAUGCCUUGAUGACUAAGAAUGGGACUGUGGCUCUAGGGAUAGAAACCUGACUCAGAAAGUGCUAAUUCAAAUAACUAGCAUGACUUUACUUUCACACCCAAGCCCAUAGAAUCUAGACUGAAGCACACCCUCAAAAAACAAAUGCAUCUCAAGAUGCCUAGGAUUUUGAAAUCCUUUUGUCCCAAUACAAUACAGUCCUAACACGCAACCUGCCUUGAGCAGUAGGAACCCAUGUCUUAUCAAGAAACGGGUCCUCAAUUUUCACCUCUGCCUCUAAAUACUGCACACAUUGUCAGUGAAGUCAAAAGACCCUAUGCCACUAGAAAAUGCCCACGUAUGCAGACAACCCCAUAUCAUGAUCAGGAUGUCUUUAAAAUCUGUCAUGGAUAUGCCAUAAGCCCCAUUGCUCAUGUUCUACUCUUCCAAAUACACAUUUAUACUAUCAUGCUGUCCCUUCUAUAACCCUAUGAAGCUGUCUUGUAACAACUCAGACUUCUUGUCCCCACUAUUUUAUUCACAAUGGGCAGCUCCUCUCCUCUACUUGUUAGAAACCUUUGUCUAAUUUUCCAAUUUAAAAGGUAUUCAUUACUGGCUUGCACCCACUAGAUUUUGUGUCAAUAUGGUUCUUUAAGUUAAACAGCUCUUCUCCCUCUCUGUUAUUCACUAUCUGAACAUGUUUAUAAAAAGCAUGCCAUCUCUUCCAUUGGCUAAGCUAAGUAAGCUAAGCUUUUCUGAGCUCCUCUUAUAAAUUCUUACAGUCACCCUAAUCUCCAUGUGAGUGCUGAACGACCCAAAUUCUAAGCCUUCCAUUUUUUUAAAACAACAUUUAGAUAUGCUAUAAUGUUGGGUAUAAAAGCAAGUGAUUUUUAUGUAUACAACAUGCUUAAGUGGGAAGGUUAUUAAUGAGCUACCAGCUAGUUCAAUUAUAGGCGCGUCGAGGCAAUUAAAAAAACCAAUGCAUAAAAAUGUCAUGUAAUCAAUACAUGGUAAAUGUAUAUAUGUAUUUCUAUACAUAAGCAGAACUGUUUUCUUGUAAAAUUUUCCUGUGUUUAAUAUGACAAAUAAUUAUUGUUAUACCUGAAAAAUGUAAAAACAGAAAACUUAAAGUUUUGGUUCAAUAUGAAAAUGUCAUUGUGUCUACAAAUUUCAGUUCUUUUUGCAAAAAAUCCUGUCUGCGUUUUUCUCACCCACACCUCCAGCAGUGGAA
Messenger RNA from Alligator sinensis (Chinese alligator), 3280 nucleotides. Its product is annotated as guanine nucleotide-binding protein subunit alpha-14. The record is from RefSeq and is a predicted model, not a curated record. Gene Ontology annotation, biological process: phospholipase C-activating dopamine receptor signaling pathway; adenylate cyclase-modulating G protein-coupled receptor signaling pathway; action potential. NCBI's taxonomy places the organism in Eukaryota, Metazoa, Chordata, Crocodylia, Alligatoridae. Gene Ontology annotation, molecular function: GTPase activity; G protein-coupled receptor binding; G-protein beta/gamma-subunit complex binding. Gene Ontology annotation, cellular component: heterotrimeric G-protein complex. Bases 41 to 754 code for a protein of 237 amino acids. The transcript is spliced from 5 exons.